Messenger RNA from Durio zibethinus, 2980 nucleotides. RefSeq lists its product as uncharacterized. The record is from RefSeq and is a predicted model, not a curated record. Gene Ontology annotation, molecular function: protein binding; ATP binding; protein kinase activity. NCBI's taxonomy places the organism in Eukaryota, Viridiplantae, Streptophyta, Magnoliopsida, Malvales, Malvaceae. Gene Ontology annotation, biological process: protein phosphorylation.
UAUGCAUUUUAAAGAUUAGCUAGCAACAGAGAAAGAUGCUUGUCUUUUUCAAGUCAUCUAAACACGGUAUUGCAGUCUAUGCACCAAAUUGCUGGGAAAAUGCAUUAUUCAUAUGUAUAAUUCCAUGACAUCUACAGAACAAUCAAUGACACCAAUUGACUGACAAAAAGUAGAAGAAGACCUCGACUACUCCAUCUUCAAAUAAAUUCAUUACUCAUUGGAAAUCAUAACAUGCUACAACUUAACCUUUACCAGAUAUUCAAGCUAAUAGACAUGGCCUCAUCCUUAACCAAUUCCAUUUUUCUAGGGGUGUUGUGGAGUACCAUCCUUCUUUCCUUUGCUACAGCCCUGUUAGCAGCAGUAUCUUCACUGGAAUCAGAAGCUGUGGCUUUGCUAGAGAGUGGCUGGUGGAGUAACUAUAGCAACGAUACUUCACAACGUUGCAAGUGGCCCGGUAUUUCAUGCAACAAUGCAGGAAGCAUCACCAAAAUUAACCCAUCCGCUGACGUGAUUCAGGUUGGUAAUAGAUUUGGAAAAUUGAAUUUCUCUUCGUUUCCAAAUCUUGUCCUUCUUGAUCUUAGCAAUCGUAGAAUUGGUGGAAAUAUCCCCCCUCAGAUAGGUGAUCUAUCCUCAUUGAAGCACUUGGACUUGUCCUAUUGUGAGUUAUCUGGUGAGUUACCUUCUUCCCUAGGAAACCUAACCCAAUUAGAGUUUCUUGACAUUUCCCAUAAUUAUAACAUUUCCAUCCCUCCACAACUAGGGAAUUUGAAAAACCUUGUUAGUUUAGAUUUGAGUUGGGAUCAGUUUGCUGGUCCAAUCCCUUCUGCUUUGGGUCAAUUAAUCAAUCUGAAAUCUCUGGUUCUUUGGGGCAAAAAAAUUAAUGGAUCCAUCCCAUUAGAAAUUGGAUAUCUAACAAAUUUGAUUUAUUUGGAUUUCUAUGGCAACAAGCUUGUUGGUUCAAUCCCUUCUUCUAUUGGUAAUUUAUCAAAAUUGCUAUAUCUGUCCCUUGGUUCAAAUCUUCUAGAAGGUCCUAUACCAAAAGAAAUUGGGAAUUUAAAUGCACUAACUCAAUUAUCCCUCUCUGGAAACAAAUUGAGUGGUUCAAUCCCUUCUUCUAUUGGUAAUUUAUCAAAAUUGCAAUAUCUGUCCCUUGAUUCAAAUCUUCUAGAAGGUCCUAUACCAAAAGAAAUUGGGAAUUUAAAUGCACUAACUCAAUUAUCCCUCUCUGGAAACAAAUUGAGUGGUUCAAUCCCUUCUUCUAUUGGUAAUUUAUCAAAAUUGCCAUAUCUGUCCCUUGGUUCAAAUCUUUUAGAAGGUCUUAUACCAAAAGAAAUUGGGAAUUUAGAAGCAGUAACAGAAUUAGACCUCUCUGAAAACAAAUUGAGUGGUUCCAUCCCUCAUCAGAUCGGCAAGCUUUCAAAUCUACAAUAUUUAAAUCUCACCUACAACAAUCUCUCAGGUGAAAUUCCUGUCUUGGCGGCCACUGAUCUCAAAAUUGUUGAUACCAAUAAUGGUUGUAAGACUAUCUAUCCCUAUCCAUUUGAAGGCAACAAGGAUUUAUCACCUUACCCCUGUGAUUCACCAACCAUUCAAACCAAGAGCAGUAGAACUCCUUACUUCACGAAAAUAUUCUUCCCGAUUGCCAUAUUCUCUACUUUUUCUAUUCUAGGGAGUUUGUUUUUAUGGCAGUUCAAGGCCAAAAAGAACCAAUCUGGUUCACAAACAACAAAAAAUGGGGAUUUGUGCUCAAUAUGGAACUAUGAUGGAAAGAUAGCAUAUGAAGACAUUAUUGCAGCAACAGAAGAUUUUGAUAUUCGAUACUGCAUUGGAACUGGGGGUUAUGGAAGUGUUUACAAAGCACAACUACCAUGUGGUAAAAUAGUUGCUUUGAAAAAACUUCAUCGCCUUGAAGCUGAGGAUCCGGGUUUUGACAAGAGUUUUAGGAAUGAGGUAAAAAUUUUGUCCGAAAUUCGACAUCGAAAUAUAGUGAAGCUUUAUGGAUAUUGUCUACACCGACGUUGCAUGUUCCUGAUAUAUGAAUACAUGGAAAGAGGAAGCUUGUUCUACGUCCUAAGUAAUGAUGAUGAAGCUGUGGAGUUGAAUUGGAUAAAAAGAGUUGAGAUCAUCAAAUCCGUUGCUCAUGCCUUGUCUUACUUGCAUCAUGAUUGCACCCCCCCAAUUGUUCAUCGAGACAUUUCAAGUAACAAUAUCCUGCUAAACUCAAACUUGGAGGCCUUUGUGGCUGAUUUUGGAACCGCUAGAAUGCUACAUCUUGAUUCAUCUAAUCUGACUGUUCUUGCCGGUUCAUAUGGCUAUGUAGCCCCAGAAUUGGCCUACACAAUGGUUGUGACCGAAAAAUGUGACGUCUAUAGCUUCGGCGUUUUGGCAUUAGAAACGUUAAUGGGAAAGCAUCCUGGAGAACUUUUGUCAUCAUUGUCAUCGCCAUCUUCUUUGCAAAAUAUCAAGCUAAUUGAUGUGUUAGACAGACGUCUACCACCUCCAACAAGCCAACUGGUUGCACAAAAUAUUGUUCACGCUGCUACACUAGCAUUUGCUUGCUUACAUACGAAACCAAAGUCCCGACCAAUGAUGGAAGAAGUGUGCAAAGAGUUUCUUUCUUCCCAAAAAUCUUUAGGGAUUCCUCUCCGAAUGAUUACUUUGUUGCAACUAAUGAACCGUCAAAUGCAUAUUGGUGGCCAAAGUGGAACUUGUCCUGUCUAAAGCGGUUAAAUAACUAAUUUUGUUUGUAAAAUUUUUUUUCAAUUUAUAAUGUAUUGUUAUUGUGAACUCUCAUUGUCUAAUCUAUAAUUAAAUAAUCAGAAAAUUUAGAAUACACGUGCGUAUUUGUCUAAAAUUGAUCUCUUUAUCUUCUUGGUCGUUUUGUCUAAUUUCACUAUGGAGUUGCUUGAUUUAACCAGACUACAUUUGGUCCGCUUCCAAGUGGGUCAUCAAUGCCCUUUACAAGAAAAUAUAGCAAGCA